GAACGUAUAAGAUAAGGAUGUAGGAAGGUAACAAGGUGAAGAAUAACCGCGUGAAGGACACUUCCCUCCUUUUCGCCGCCCCUCUGCAACUCGCAAGCCAUGUGCUCCCAGCCCAUCGCUGCAAUGACACGGGCAGUGGCCACCAGGCGCGCCUACCCCGGAUAUAAGCCCUCAAGGAAUUCAAUUAUGCGGACCCCCUGCCCCCCAAAACGCCUUUUUUAAUUUUUCACAUUUUUCACAUUUUUCGCAUUUUUCAGAUACACUUAGCCAUUCUCGAGCCGCACACGCUUGUUUGAUUAAGCCUCUCCUGUGCCGAUUCGCUUGGGCACAGAUCACCCUGUUCGCGGCCGAACCAACGCGACACCUCCCCCCAAAUGAUUGCUGAACCUGGCCAGGAAAAAAAAAAAACAAUGAAGUCCCCCCAGUCAACACACACGCGUCAAUUACACCAGAUAAAGAAAUGGGAAUACAGUUGCUCACCUGCAUUCUAGCAUGUGUCAUUUUAACCCCCAAUGUGCUAGCCUUUCGUAACGGGAGGGCUAUCAAAAGUUACAAUUUUACGAACGUUAAUGUGAAGCAUGGGGUACGCGUAGGAGAUGCCAAACGCAGAAGGGACCCUGUCGCAUCGGGGGGAAAGUUAUUUUAUUCGUUGAACAAAACCCCAAGGACAAACGUCAAAAUUAGGCACAGCCACGUCCACCUGUCUUUAAAGGAAAAAAUGAAUUUCAUUUUUCACGGCGAAAGUGACGUCACGCUGCUGGACAAGCUGAUAGCCUCCACCAGUUACAUUCUCCCCUUCAUGGAUGCCAUUCAGGCUUUCGUCAUGCCACUCGUAAAUAUGCUCCCGACGUCGCUACACAAGUACCUCUUCCAAGUUGAAAAGCUAAACCAGAUUUACUCGUCCAUCCCAUUUCUAUCCUUUGGCACCUUCAUGGGUCUCUACUUCCUCUUCGUCAAAGAGAACCGCUUCAAGUUUCACUACUUUAUUAGGUACCACCAUAUGCAGAGCCUGAUACUGUCCAUGUUCGGCUACGCACUGGCUCUGUUUUACUUCCGAGUGUUUCCCUACUCCUACAACGACACGGAUAUCUUCAAUUUGACCGUUUUGUACUCCACCAUGGCCAUCUACUUCGGCUCUCUGAUCGUUCCCUUCCUCUCCUCUUUGCUUGGAUAG
Messenger RNA from Plasmodium vivax (malaria parasite P. vivax), 1174 nucleotides. RefSeq lists its product as hypothetical. Lineage: Eukaryota; Apicomplexa; Aconoidasida; Haemosporida; Plasmodiidae. The record is from RefSeq and is a predicted model, not a curated record. The coding region runs from base 461 to 1174 and encodes 237 amino acids. The transcript is spliced from 4 exons.